Messenger RNA from Rhodamnia argentea, 965 nucleotides. Its product is annotated as neurofilament heavy polypeptide-like. The coding region runs from base 130 to 684 and encodes 184 amino acids. NCBI's taxonomy places the organism in Eukaryota, Viridiplantae, Streptophyta, Magnoliopsida, Myrtales, Myrtaceae. The transcript is spliced from 2 exons. The record is from RefSeq and is a predicted model, not a curated record.
AACCUCUCUCUCCAUUCAUGUCAUCAACCAGCUCAUUCUCCUUUUCCUACUCCUUCCCUCUUCCACUCCCAAAUUUUGUUUGCCUUUCAUUUCCCUGUAGUGAAACAAACCAGUUUCUCUGAAGUUACUAUGGCAUCUGUUGAGGUCGAGUCAGUGAACACAGCGCUUCCAGAGGAGAAAACUGAAGAAACAAUCAAGCCUGAAGAGGAGGUGGUCGAGCUGCCCACACGAGAGACGCUUCCUGAGGAGCCAAAGGAGGAGAAAGUUACUGGAGCAGUGGUGACCACCGAGGCCGAAACACCGUCGGAAGAAGCUGAGACUAGAGAGCUCACAGGAGAGGCCAAAGUUGUCACACAAGAGCUGAACGUGGUGGAGACUGAAGAGGAAACACCGAAGCAAGUCACGGUUGCAGAGGAGGCUCCAAAAGUAGGAACUGAGACCGAGCCGAAGUCUAUUGUGGAGGAGACUGCGAAGGUAGUGCUGGAGUCCACAGUUGAGAAGACCCCAGAGGAGGCUGAGGAGCCGGCGGUGGAGGAGAAGAAAGAAGAGGUAUCAGCAGCAGCUGUUGAUGUUUCGGUGCCAGAAGCUGAAGCAGAAAAUCCACGAGAGGUGGUCAAGGAAGUAGAGAAACCGGCAGUCGAAGCGAAAGAUGGCGGAGCAGUUGCGGCUGAAAAAACCGAGUAGCAAUCAAGUGUGACGAGAGGAGAGUGAUCCGAUUGAGUGAUGGAGGUUUGUGUGAGGAUUAAAUCCCUAGCUUGAUGCUUUGGUCUGCAUGUUGGUGUACUUAUUAAAUUUGGUUGGUAUGAUAAUAAGAGUCGCUGUGUCAUGGAUUGUAUAUUCACUCUUGUAGAGACUUUGCUUCAUAUCAUAUGCAUACCUAGCAGAUUGAACAGGCAACUGGUGCAUCUGUGGCAUGAGAUGAGGGAUGUUUUGCCUAAGUGAUGGGAUUUUUGAGUUUCCCCUGA